This is a messenger RNA of Biomphalaria glabrata, 4187 nucleotides long. RefSeq names its product dipeptidyl peptidase 8-like. Lineage: Eukaryota; Metazoa; Mollusca; Gastropoda; Planorbidae. Gene Ontology annotation, molecular function: dipeptidyl-peptidase activity; serine-type peptidase activity. The transcript has 22 exons. Bases 187 to 2736 code for a protein of 849 amino acids. Gene Ontology annotation, biological process: proteolysis. The record is from RefSeq and is a predicted model, not a curated record.
GACUCUCUGUGUCAAGAUUAUUGCAGACUUAGUCUUACUAGUCUUAGUCAGUUUAUCUACUUUUGUAAAGACAAAGUCUAACUUAGAGUAAUCUAGUCAAUCUAAAUAUAGUAAAGUGCGAAGCUCGAACAGCCCUGAUUUGUAUAGAGUCUAAAUAUAUAGCAAGUAGGGGUUUACAAAAAAAAAAUGGCAUCUGAAGAUUUUGAUGCUUAUGAUUUACCAACAGCAUCUCCACCUAAACCCCAUCAAGGGCAUAAAAAAACUUGGCAAGAGCUUCGAAAUGCAGCAAGAGAAAUUAGAAAAAACAUAACAAGAAUCACUCCCUCACCUCCUGGCAACUUCCAGUUUAGGGAAAUAUCUUCCGACAUGGAAGAUCCCUACACUCGACUCUAUUUUCUUGGUGUGCCUGAGAAAGGACGAGACAGUACCCUCCUCAAAGUAGACAUAGAUGAUUCUACCGACUCUGAAUCUGGAAAUGAACAAUCCCAAAGUGCACUUUUCUGGAUUUCACCCGUAUUUGAGCGACAGCCAAACACCAAUGCAGUGCCUAUGUCCAGGGAAGAGCAGCUGAUGAGAGAGAGGAAGAGGCUUGGCUCUUAUGGUUUGACGGCAUACGAGUUUCUAGCUGAAGACGGCUUGUUUAUCUUCCCUGCUAACAAUAGCUUAUAUGUUUGCUAUGACAAUGAUUCCUUAGAUGUUCCUACAGAAAUUCCAACAUCAACAUUUGGGGCACGUCUUGACCCCAAGAUCUGCCCUUGUAAUAGUGAUAUGGUAGCCUUCAUACAUGAAUUGGACGUCUGGUUGACCUGCCUCCAUUCUGGGAAAGAAAUUAGAUUAACACAUGCACAUAAAGGAGAUGUUCGUUUAGAAGAUGAUCCUAUUAGCGCAGGGGUGCCAGGAUUUGUUAUACAAGAAGAAUUUGAUAGGUACACAGGCUACUGGUGGUGUCCCAAGUUUCAGAGACUUCCAGAUGGUAGAAAAAUGUAUCGUUUACUCUAUGAGGAGGUGGAUGAAACAGAUGUAGAAAUUUUGUCUAUAUUUUCACCCACUGGCCAGGAACCCAACUGUUCUGAACUAUACAGGUAUCCCAAGGCAGGUGCUAACAAUGCCUACAGCAAUUUAAAACUAUUAGAAAUCAUCAUUUCAUUCUCAGGGGCAAUAACUCAGGUGGAAGAUAUUCAGGUGAAAGAUUUGUGCAUGAAGGAAGCUCUGUUUGAUGCUUGUCCUUGGGCAGAGUACCUGUCAAGAGCAGGCUGGACUCCUGAUGGGAAGUAUAUCUAUGCAGUUUUGAUUGAUAGAUUACAGAUGAGACAGGCUGUCAUGCUUAUCUCCCCUUCUAUAUUCUACACUGCUACCACACCAGGUUCCUGUUCGUCUUUCAUCCAGUGUAUAUAUGAAGAAACAUCCGAUAUUUGGAUCAAUGUCCACGAUCUUUUACAUUUUUUCCCUCAAACCUCAGAGAGUGAAAUUUCAUUCAUUUACGCCUCCGAGAAGUCAGGCUACCGUCAUCUGUACCUCAUCAAAUCACAGCUGUGUUUAGUCAUGAAUGGAAACAAGAGUCUUCAGAUAGGACAGGGAGACCAAACAGACAGCUAUGUCAGCUGCAAGGUCAUCAGUGAGGUGCCUAUUACAUCAGGUCAAUGGGUGGUUCUACCAAAAGAGCUUUGGGUUGACGAGUCCAAACAUUUGGUCUAUUUUAUGGCCUUGAAAGAUUCUCCAUUAGAGUCUCAUUUAUACGUCACAAGGUAUGACCAACCAUCACCAGUGCAGCAGCUAACACAGCCUUGCCAUUCCCACUCUGUCCAUAUUAGUCAGGACUUCAGUAAAUAUGUCACAGUGUACAGUUCUUUAAAUUCACCCCCACAAAGUGCAGUCUACAAGAUAGUACACACAGAGUGGGGACACAUUAGAGCGUCCUACCUCGGCUCCUUGACACCAAAAAUAGACACUUUUGGCUACACACCUCCAAAUCUGUUCCAAUAUCCCAGCAGAGCUGGCCACGUAGCUUAUGGCUUAUACUUCCUUCCUCGCAUGCGUGAGCCAGGCAAGAGAUACCCGACAGUUUUGUUUGUCUACGGAGGUCCUCAGGUCCAGAUGGUGAGCAACUCAUUCAAAGGGCAAAGAUUUCUACGCCUGCAUACAUUAGCAGCUGAAGGCUACGUUGUUGUAGUCAUUGAUGGAAGGGGCUCAAGUAACAGAGGUUUACAUUUUGAAGGAGUACUCAAAAAUAGUUUGGGCACAGUGGAAAUUACAGAUCAAGUGGAAGGCCUGCUGUGGCUGGCAUCACAGAAUGAUUUCAUAGACAUGUCCAGAGUGGCCAUUCAUGGCUGGUCGUAUGGUGGCUAUCUAUCACUCAUGGGACUGGCACAAAGAGGUGAUAUUUUUAAGGUGGCUAUAGCUGGUGCCCCUGUUGUCAGCUGGGAGCUGUAUGAUACUGGCUACACAGAAAGGUACAUUGGCCUUCCUCAGAGUAACCCAGAUGUUUACAAGGCAGGGAAUGUGCUGACUUACAUAGACAUGUUGCCAGAUAAUGAGACCAAACUUCUGCUGAUUCACGGCCUGAUCGAUGAGAACGUUCACUUCCGCCACUCCAGUGUUUUAAUCAAUCACCUUGUCACCUCUUGUAAACCUCACCAGCUUCAAAUUUACCCCAAUGAACGGCAUGGUAUACGCAACCAUGAAGCUAGUGAACACUACAAGACCACGGUGCUGAAGUUCCUGCAGGAUUACUUAUGAUGAUCUGUGCUGGCCAACUUCUCUUUCAAACAUUUGUGAUUUUUGUAAAUAUUGUAUGAUUGGAUGAGUGGCUUUCCCCUUCAGGCCUCUUAUCAUCUGUGUGAAGGUCAAUGUUGAAUGUGAAGGCCAUUUGUACACAUUUCUGAGCUUGUAGAGUUUUUAACUUGUAUGAUGAAAGAAAUAAAUUGUAAAUAAUGAAAACAAAAAGAUGUAAGAGCUGUGUGUGUUUGAGAUGGGAGGCUAAAGUUUGAAUCUUUACUGUCAGACUCUUUUCUUGUCAUUGUUAAUGUGGCCUUUGUAGUGCUGUAGGAAGAAGACUUUGUUUUGUUAGUCAUCAAUUUGAUUGGUAGGUAUAAAUAGAAAACAGGAAUACCCAUUCAAGCUUACUUUUAAAAGAAUUCAAUUAUUUUCACACUAUGUAAAUUGCGCUGUCUUGAAAAGAUAUUGACACACUUGGAAAGUGUACAAGAUAACAAUAGGAGCGCAGAUAAGUGGGUCUAACUGUUUGCAUGAAUUCACUUAGAAUACAGAUAGGAAAAGAACGGGACUUGUAGGAUGUUUGCAAAAAUGUAUUUGGUUUCUGAUAAAAUUAUUUAAUAAGAUCUGAAAGACUUUAUGUACAAGUUAUACAACACUCUGGUUCCAUUGGAUAAAUGAUUAAUAACAUUCUAAACCUGGCUAAAAAAAAUUAAUACACCAUUUAAAUAGUUUUAUAUCUCUAGUGCUGCCUUUGGGAAAUUGAACUCUUUAAAAAUACUCCUACCUUUUCUCUUUUUGAUGAUAAUUGUUCUUGCAGUAAAAAUUCCCCAGAGGCUUCAAGAUCAACAUACUGUAUUUAAUUUUUGGAUGCCGCUGUGACAUUUAUGUGUUCCUCUUCAGACUUCUUGAGGAACUACUUCCUAUUGUACACUAUCUUCUAGAUAUGAAUACACGUUGACAAAACCAGUCACUUAGAUGAAAAUUGCUCAAUUUUAAUUCUUUUUUUAAACAAUUUGAAAUUACUGCUGUGUUGUUAUUGUUUUUUUUUACAUUAUCUAAUUUUUUAAAAAUAUCUCUAUUCAAUUAGCACAACCGAAGUGGGUAAAACCCUGAAGGGUGGACACGGUGGGUUUUUGAAAAUGGCUCCGAUUUUUCUAGAAAUUUGACAGUUGAUGUAUAUCAUUUGAAAAAGAAUUACUAGCUUGUUGGUCACACUAGAAAACUAUAGUUUGAGCGUUAUAAUUUUUCAAAUUAUAAAAAAAAAAUAUUAAUUUUAAAAAAAGCUAGAGGACCUGAAAAUAUUCAUCUUAAACCGACAUCUUCUGGUGUAUUUCUGCAUUCAAGAGUUUGAUAAAUAAUUGUUCAGGAACAUUUUACACAAUGUCUUCUAAGUGUAUAUCUAAAGACCUAUCACUAGAAUAUUAUAAGGUCUUGUAGAUUGAUACAUUCGGUGAAGCAGGAUUUUUUUUUGG